AGCUACGAGGCGGCUGUGACCCUGGACCCGGAGCAGGCGCAGGCGUGGAUGAACAUGGGGGGCAUUAGACACAUUCAGGGGAGCUAUGUGUCUGCAAGGGCCUACUAUGAGAGGGCCCUGGGCCUGGUUCCAGACAGCCAGCUGCUGAAGGAGAACCUAGCCAAGCUGGAUCGCCUGGAGAGAAGGUUGCAGGAAGUCCGGGAGCAGGACCACACAUAGUCAGAAAAGGCCGCAGGCUCGUGGGACUCCAGGCUGGAGGAGGACAGGUGGGGGCCUUACUCACACACUGACUGCCAGCCAGGCGCUCCCCUCCUGCGGACACAGUGGGAGAUGGCUGCUGGUGACUGCUGAAGGGACACAGCAAAGGGGAACCCACAUCUGCCAGGAAGAGAAGGGGAAAGUGCCGCUCUACCGGCUCUGCUGCGUGACUCCCUCCAGAGAACAAGCAGCCUUGGCAGCACAGAUAGUGAACUGUGUUUUUACUGUAGCAGAAACACAGAGGUGUGGAGUCCUUGGAGCUGCUCCUCCAGAAGGCUGUCUCCUCUGGAGUGAGCCCUGGGGCAGAGUCAGCCCGAGCUCAGCUGGGCCCCAGGAGCCCAGGGCUGUUGGGAGAUCCUGUGGUGUACACAGGAGCCGAGCACUGAUGCCUGGGCUUGCCCUCAUGUCCCCGAGAGCAUCGCUAAGCAGUUCAUUGAAUCCUGCCCUGGUGUAAGUGUUUCCAGUGCCUAAAACAAAAAGAUGGGUCUUCUAGGGGUCUGUGUGGCUAACGUCUCUACAGGAAAGUCGAAGCUCGGCAUCCUUAGUUCUUCAUGGAAAUGUUUUACAUGCUUGUAUCCCAAGCUUCACGAGAGCCGUGUCUCCACUCCAAAACCGUGUGUGUGAGUUUAGCCAGGCGGCUGGGACCCUGACGUGUGCUGCUGGUGUGGCACAGCAGGGUACAGCUGCACACAAGUGUUAGAGUUCUACUUUGUUCUCCUAAGGUCAAGACUUGUGAGAUUUAUUAUUUUUGAAAGGUAAACCUGAGCACUGAGGAAUCUCCACUACUGUUACACAAUUCCUCACAGACUGAGUCGAGGGAAGACAGCUCUACUUACUGACUUUUGAGGGUCGGUGAGAAUUCUGUAUUUGAAACAGUGGCUUUCUGCCUAGUAAAUUUGGAGAGUGUGGAGAGUACUCUAAAACCUUACGGUAAAGUCUGAAUUCAUAAUUUUUUAAAAAUAUGUUUAUAUUUAAAAAUAAGGAAGGCAAGGUUGAAAUCACAAUUAGAAUUAUUUUAGUGUUAUUUAUUAUAUAACUUAUAAAAUAUUUAAUAUAUACAUCCA
Messenger RNA from Psammomys obesus (fat sand rat), 1322 nucleotides. RefSeq names its product protein O-mannosyl-transferase TMTC1. Gene Ontology annotation, molecular function: protein binding; mannosyltransferase activity. NCBI's taxonomy places the organism in Eukaryota, Metazoa, Chordata, Mammalia, Rodentia, Muridae. Gene Ontology annotation, biological process: RNA processing; protein O-linked glycosylation via mannose. The record is from RefSeq and is a predicted model, not a curated record.